CGAGAUUUUUAGCUGAAAUAACGUGGAAAACAGUGUUUGAAUAAACACUUGAAACGAAAUUUGACUAUUGUCAAAUUUCCUCUGAUCCAAGCUAUCUUGGAUCGAUUAAAGCGGUUCUGGUCAAAGCGUCUUUGGCGCUUACUGAUCAUUUAAUGGCCUAUAUUCGAUGAUCAUUUCGCUAUCGCUGUCCAUCCAGAAUCUCAUCGCACAAGCAACGGUACAUUAGCGAUCAUCGAUGGACGCUGUGGUGGAGGUUGAAGACGAUCUCGAGGGCACAUUCGAUGAAAAGAAAAGCGGAGUUCUCACGCCGUCCUUCCUGUUUCCUUCAGGUUGGGUCAUUCUUGUCGCCUUCGGUGUACUGCUGGUGUUCUUGAGAAGAUAUUGGGGUCACGUCAAUUCUGUCGGACGCACUAUAACGG
This is a messenger RNA of Dicrocoelium dendriticum, 419 nucleotides long. The record is from the annotation of a GenBank genome assembly. NCBI's taxonomy places the organism in Eukaryota, Metazoa, Platyhelminthes, Trematoda, Plagiorchiida, Dicrocoeliidae.